Molecule: messenger RNA, 949 nt
Organism: Emiliania huxleyi CCMP1516
Lineage: Eukaryota; Haptophyta; Isochrysidales; Noelaerhabdaceae
Exons: 1
Coding region: 19-864 (281 amino acids)
Biological process (GO): protein-phycocyanobilin linkage
Molecular function (GO): lyase activity
Source: RefSeq, a predicted model, not a curated record
CAAAAUACCCCGAAUGCAAUGAGUUGCGCGCAAGCGGCCUUCCUGAUCUUCGCCACCGCCGUCGCCUUCACGAGCGCUGCGCUGCAGCCCGCGGUCGAGCUCGGAGGCUUCGCACGCUGCCAGGCCCGGGCUGCCCUGCGCCGCGCCGCCGCGCCGCCGCGCUGCAGUGCUCUCGCCGCGCCCGAGCUCGACCAGUCCCGCCGGCUGGCCUUUGACGAGUUCCUGUCGCAGUUCUGCGGCCACUUUGACAACCUCGAGCAGGCGCUGGAGGACCGGCGCGCCGGUCGGCCGCCGCGUGAGGGAGGCGGCCACGAGCACAUCCACUGCCACCUGCAGCCGCUCGCGCUCGAGCGCCCGGCCGUGCUCGCCAACUACUACUUCAACGGCGACCCGGCGAGGCCCUUCCGGCAGCGGCUGUACACGCUGCAGCCGACGGAGGCCCGCCGCUCGGCCGCCGACGGCGAGAUCCGGAUGCAGAUCUUCCGGCUCGCCGAGCAGGUCGAGGCGAAGCUGCGCGCGGCGAGCGGUGACGCGGCCGCCGUCGCCUGGGACGCGGAGCGAGACCUGGCAGAGGAGCUGCUCAUCCCCGGCUGCGACGUGUUCUGGCGGCGCGUGGGCGGCCACUUCGAGGGCGAGAUGGCGACCGCCUCGGCGCUGGUCCACUCGCCGCUCCUCGGCCGCGAGAUUGUCGUGACCGACCACCUGCACCUCUGGGAGGGGGCGCUCUGGGUCAACGACCGCGGGUGCGGCACCGACGGCACGUACCUGUACGGAAACACGCGCGACGUGCCGUACAAGAUGGAUCGCGUGCGCUGGUCGAGCCACCGCGGCGAGCCCGUCUGGGAGGACCGGAGAGCGGCGUGAGCGGUGAGGGUCUCGUGUUUCGCUCGCUGUAGCCUUACACCUGUUACGGUGGGACAGGAGUUCUGGUUUCCAAUCAGCAGCGCCA